GUCCGCGCGCGACGCAUCGCGGGGCGGUAGACUCGUACUACUUGGUCGCGCUCGCUCGGCGCGACGCCACGUUUGACUCCGCGGGACCGAUGCACGUGCAUGUGCGUGCGCUUCGUGUGCGUCGCCAGUGAAAGUGCGCGCGAUUUUUCCGACGCGCGUGCCUCUCUCCGUCGGCUUCCGAUUUUUGACGGAGCGCCUCCGGAGUUACAAGAACCGCGGAUCUUCCUCUUUCUCUCUCUCUCUCUCUCUCUCUCACUCUUUCUCUCUUCCUCUCCCUUUUUCUCUUUCUCUCUGUCGUUACCUCGCCCGAGCUGAUCGCUCCCGUACGUAUCCCACUUGCGACUCGCAGCGGACCGUGCGCAGCACACACGUGUCGACAUUUUCGCACGCGCUAAUCGCACUCGAAAAGCGCACCGCUGGUGGCAGCGAUCCGAGCCGAUGCGCGUUCACCGAUGGCGUGACAAAAAUAUCCGCGAAAAAUCUCGGCAGCUCGCCAAGCGGCCUCGAGCCGUCGCCGUCGCGCUUCGCCGAGAGGUAGCUUUGAUAAGGUAAUCCUGAAACUACCACCGGUGAGAACCUCGCUUAGCGCUUAGCGAUGCGAUUAGCGGACGCGAGCUGGAAAAUUCGCCGGCGACCUUCGCCGAACCGCCGCGGGACGUCGGCGUCGAGUCGACGUACGCGCGCCAAGAACGCGACGAACGCGCCUUCCCCGCCGCCUUCAACUUCGAGCUCUCUUCCCUUUUUUACGAGGGCGCGAAUCUGCACGCGCGGGCGUUACGGCGUAAAAGCGUCGCGCUCACGCUCGACGUUUAUGGCGCGCUCCGAGAUUCCUCGGGAAUUAUGCCGCGCGCGAAUACAGACUGCGGCGGGAGAUAUACGCAAGGAGCAUGCGGAUCCGGAGCUAUUCUCGAGGAGCGUUCUGCGGAGGCCGAGGCGGCGCCCCGGUUUUUCCAAAGAUUCGCACGCAGCCGGAGGACGAAUAUAAUAUACGUGUACGCGCGCCGCCGAGGAAUCCGCCGAGUAUUCGAGGCACGCGUGUGCGACAGCGAAAACCCGUCCCCGCCCGAUCAAUUCUUCCUCGUCCUUAUGGAAUUUUCUCAAUUGCAUAAGUCGUUCGCCUGCUGAGCCCGCGGCUUUAGCCGAAUAUCCCGCUAACAGAGUCACGUCAUAUUAAAUGAAUCAACGGCAUUAUCGGCAUUGACGCGGGAAGCGUCGCUGCGGCGAAAGGAUUCGGGCAGACGGUGGAAAAAAUGCCACGCACGUACGCGCCUCUGUCGGUGACGUUACUGUAAGGAAAUCCGCGUGCUUUUAUUAAGCAGCUACGUGGCAUGAAUAGUCGAUCGUCGAUGAGCAGCGCAGCAGGACAGACUCGGGCGUAUUAAUUUUCCCGUUUUCAUACUGCGCGAACAAUAACGAGCGAGUUCCCAUCGCUACUCGCGAUAUGUAAAAAUUCCAGUAAUUAUGAAUUCCGUCGCAUGCCAAUUCGCUCGCGGGAAACCAGCGCUCAUGAAUAAAUAAAUUAGCAAGAGAGCUGACCGCGAGAGAGAAAUCGAGAUAACCAGCGCGUGCCUGACGUGACGCUGCUUUCUCUCUGAGCGAAUUUCGCCGUAAGAUUUGCACAAAAACACGUCUAUUAUUUCUCCGUUGCUGCGUCGCGAUCGCGAGUAAAAACCGGCAAAAUAGCAGCGACUAGCGACUAGGAAAACUAGCGAGAAACCGGCUUCGUCCGAAGCGCAAGAAUGUGUCGUGAAAAAAGCUGCCUCUCUCUCUCUCUCUCUCUUCCUAACGAAUAAAAUGUAAAAUUACAUCAAAGCAAAACAUCUUUUUUCCCGCGCUGCGGUUUGUUGCGGUUUGUUCGCCAGUGUUGCGCGAAUUUUCUUAAUUACAAACGACGCCGCGAGGAAUCGCUGAAAGGGUAUUGUACACGCGCAGGCGCGCGCAGUGUAAUUUGGGUGUAAUUUGAAAGAAUACCCGCAUGCGACGUGUUGAGAGCGAAAAGCGAGAUGAAUCAUCGCGCGUAGAAUUCCGCGACGAAAUCCGGAAGCGCACAGUCAACUAGACAAGUCCUGUUUUUUUUUUUUUUUGCCGAGUGAUCCUUUGCACUAUCAUGCAUAUUCAGUUACAUUGAUGUAAAAAAUAGUGAACGCAUGUCCACCAUUACGGUCAGGGAUUUUCCGUUGUGCGAAAAAAUUGUGAUGUAAAAUUCGCAAGACAGCCAACUGGUGACUUUGAUUCCACUUCUCGAUGAAUAUGAACAUUCUCGUGGCAAUCGCGACUUUCUGACGCGCUGUCAAAAGCCCCGUGAUAAAUGCGCGAACGCCGACGGCGAUAGGAUAGAAAAAAAGAGCGUAAUUACCUAUCGCAAUCGACGACCUGCGACGAUCAUUGCGCCAUGCAUGCUCAAUCUCUCGGAAGUAAUUUUUCACGCGGGAAGGGAGGGCUCCCGUCGGUUCCCGAGUGAGGCUAAUUUUGUUGCACGAUAAUCGUAAGGAGCACGCUCUCUUCAGCUCACCCCGCCGCCGAGUAAUUAAUCCCGACGUGCAUGAAAAAUUACAAGGAACUCUCUUCGAAGUUCGCGCCCGUAAACCUCCGUGUCCGCAAGAGUAUGAAGUUCCCUGACGAACGGCCCUCGUAAAGAAGCAACCAUGAAUAAUUGAUUCGCCAUGGUUGGUGGUGGCGGUUGGUGAUGGUGGUGAACGAAGCCUCCGCGGGAAGCUAAUAACCGCGACACUUGGCGGCGCGCUGAGUGUCGCGCGCGAUUUUUGUACCUCCGCUCUGUUGACGCUGCGGCGCGAGCUAAACGACCGUUUUUACUCCCCGUGGAUAAAAAGUGGAUGCGCGCCAGGGAAGAAUGAACUGCGCGAAAUAGUAGCGGCCGGACGUGGAGGAGACGGUGGCGCGCGCUCUCGCAGUUUAAUCCGGUAAAAUUACCAGCGUCGCGCGCGAAACACCGUUGCGCGCGUCUUGUUGUCGCGGCCGUUAAAAGCGCGCCCGCAGCUCUCGCGCGUCCCCACGUCGAAUUGCCGUUUCCGCCUGAUCGCCGGCGCGGCGCCUCUUCGGCCAAGUGUCGCCGAGUAACAGUAACCCGGUUAUUCCGCGCGCGCAGUUUCCACCGCUCGCCGCUACGACACACACGUUGUUCGUAACGCAGCGGAUCUUUGCGCAGGGCGCGAGAGGCGACGCGACGUGUCGAUUGCGCCGUUCGCUCGCUCAGAAUAUCGCGGAUGCACGAUAUAAUGCGCAGCUUUAUCCCGUUGCUCGCACGUGGUAUGACACAACUCGCACUGUUCACAGUUCGCUGCUCGCUACGUCGCGUAAAGCGUCGCGAAUUUCCGGCGGAUUGCAUCCGAAUCUACAUCGCCGGCAUUUAAAACCCUUCGCUCCCGUUUAAAACGCGGGCAAAUAUGCGCGACGUUGUUCCACGAUGUGUCUCACGGGUCGCCGCGUACUUGCGUUAACCCCUUGACAUACAAAGUCGUCCCGGCAGUCAUUUGCUCCGUGUGUCAUUUUAGACGCUGUCGUUCAUACGUGACGUAUUGCUCAUUAAUCUUGCCUAUUAACAUUGCUUUGUGACAUUUAGCAAUGUGAACCUUCCGUUUCUUGUGCAGCUUACGUAAGCUUUAAGUUGAGCUACAUUAAGUGCUAUUUUUAUCACACAUCGAGUUUUAUUUUAUUCCGUACAUUAAGAGGCUAAUGCGACUCCCUCAAGCAGAUAACGAAUAAAUCCGCGCGCGGUGAGGCACUUUUCCGGGAAUGAAAUGUCGCUAAUCAUUUCCUUGAGAGAUGACGCUAUUGUAGCGGGGACAUGACAGCAAUCGGGUAACUUGCGAAAAGAAAGGACUUAUCGGUUUUCAAUUUAACCAUCGACGCGCUUCGGUCCUUCGGGUCGCAAUUGUCGCGAAAGUCCACGGCGAUUGGCAGUGCGGCGUAUCUACACACACACACACACACACACAGACGUAGAUAGACACACAGAAUUGCUCACAUUCGGACGCACAUUCGCGCAAAGCUCUUAGCCCGCGUCGCGUCGCUUCUCAGCCCCUUUCUAACUUCCGUCAAUGACAGUUCUCAGCGGAGUGACUGCCUCCGAUAUGACCGCGCCGAUAUUAUCCGGCGAUUGUGUCAAGCUGUAUUUCACUAGUAAAUUAUUUUUCCCGCCAGUCUAUCUCUCGGCACUUCGUCCGUCCGUCCGUCCGUCCAUCCGUCCGCCCGCCCACCCGAUCGACCGUUCUAUCUACCAUCCCUGGCCUACCGGCGAGCGUACCCCUAAAAUAUUUAUGUGCGCAGAUAUCGAGGUUCGAGCGUCGCUCGAUCGCGACCACCGCGCGCGAGAGCGCCGCGGGCCGAUUAAUAUCGGCCUGCCUGGCCAAAUCGUGUUUCGAUCGGUUGAAAAAAAAAAAAAAAGGAAAAAGAAACAACGAAAAAGAGGCCAUUAUAUUUGGAACGCGCGCGCCGAGGGCGAUUUGCGCGAUCACCGCUGCGAGUCGGUUCACGCUGAGUUCCCUCCCAUUUCAGAGAUCGCGUCGUUGGGUUUAAUCGGGCGCGAGUGUGUGCGCGGCUUGAUCGACGACAACGACAACGACGACGACGACGACGACGACGACGACGACGACGACGACGACGACGACGACGACAAGGAGAGUGGAUCCUCUCGAGUGCCGGAACUCUUUCCCAGAUUCGCUGAGCACUCGGCGGCGACGAAGCAGGAAGCCCCGAGUGCGGUGCGCGGAGUGUGUGCCGGCGGUUGCGCGCGCGACGAAAGUAAACGACCAAGUGAAAAGAGUCCGUGCGUGCGCGGACGAACUGGAUAAUCGGCGCAUACGCCCACGUGGGAAGCCCGGCAGGAACGUUAAAUGAAUGUUGUUGCGGCGGGCGCUGGCGAUCACGACGGGCAAAUCGAGGAGGCACGGCAGGAUCGCUCGAUUUAAAUUCAUAGAUGUGCGAGCGGACGGGCCGACAAUGGUGGCUCGUCUCCCGCAACAAGUUCUGCUGCUACUAGUACUCGUUACUGGAGCGUCCGCGGAGGUCACGGGAAAGACCGAGGAUCCGCGGUGGAACACGUACAGCACCCGGAAGACGAGUCGAUCCUCAUCGCCGCGAUCCUGGCCAUCCUCGAGUUCUCUGGAGCACGCUGCGAGGGAGACCAGGCUCUCCAGCGACAAGCACCCGGAAACUACCCCUUGGGGCGUAGAUAGGUCAAGUCCUGGGGCUCGUUCGGACCUCAGUUUCCUGGAAACGGUGACCGAAGAGAGGUCCGAGGAGGAGGACGAGGACGGGAGGGUGCAGUCGCCGGGGGGAAAUGACAUCGGGGACGCGAAGAUCGCACGGCGUAACCAGUCCAUCUCCUUCAGGAACGGCGAAACGAACCAGACGGAUCAGUUCAAUCGGAUUUCCGUCGAGUCCUCAUCCCCGCAGUCGUCGACGACCGACUAUCGCUCGGCGAGGAUGUCGUCUACCGGAAGCUCCUACGACAUAGUACCGACGCUCGAGACACGACUAUCAACCGAGACGUUCUCGCGCGAGGAUCUGAAAAAUACGACGCCGACGGCGACGUCCAUGAAAGACAUCACCGUACCACGACGGCACAUGAGGCACGCUCCAGACACCUGCGAGAAGUUUGAGAUCGGGGACGAGGCGAAGGGGGAAUUUUACAGUCCGAAUUAUCCGGAUCCGUAUCCAAACCACAUCGAUUGCGUUCGAGUCUUGGAGGCUGAUAAAGGUAUGCUGCUGAAGCUCGACUUUCGGGACAAGUUCAAGCUCGAAGACAGCCCGAACUGCCAUUUCGAUUUCCUAGAGGUACGUGACGGCCAGCACGGUUACUCUAAUCUCCUCGGCAACUUCUGCGGCCCAAAUUUCCCCCCCGAGAUCACGUCGAAGACGCGCUACCUCUGGCUGCGAUUCCACAGCGACGAGAACAUCGAGGGCGACGGCUUCAAGGCAGUGUGGACCAUGAUACCAAGGCCGACCCAUCCGGGCGUACCACCGGAACCAGAACCGUGCAUAGUUAAUGUGACGGGUAUGCAGGCGAUAAUUCAUAGCAACGACGUCAAAGACAGGAAGACCCUGGCCGAGAAAGAGGGAGUCGCGCUGGACUGCAUGUGGGUCAUUCGAGUGGAGGACGGAUGGAAGAUCCAGCUGACGUUCGACUCUUUCAAGCUGCAGCGGCCGAACGAGUGCGACGCCAACUUUGUGGACAUAUUCAAGGAUCGCACGGACAUGUCCGCGAGGGAGAAGAAUUUCUGCGGCAGUAUCGCCGACACCGUUGUACUUUCAAACAACAUCGCCCACAUGAGAUUUUACGCAGAACCGAAGGCUGCCAACAGCAGUUUCGAGGCGGUGAUGACCGCCAUCAGGGACAAAGAGGGCGGCGAGAAAUCCUGCAGGGAAAACGAGUACGACUGCGAGGACGCUACGUGCAUCGCCGCGGAAUUGCUAUGCAACGGAAAGGGGAACUGUCGCUUCCGAUGGGACGAAGACGACACGAUGUGCAAUAAAAAAUCGCGGUUGAUCGAUUCGCACAUCGUCAUAAUCCUUGUGGUUUUCUCCCUAAUUAUGUUUGGCAUGAGCUUUGCCUUCGUGUUCAACUGCGUGCGGAAGCUCGUCCGUGAUCACCGUAUUAUCCAGGAGCACAUCAGACAAUCCCGGGAGAACCGUCUGGACGAGCUAGGACGGAAACCGACGCCAUGUCCGAUCUCGACUUCCCGCACGGACUUGCACGACCGCGGCAGCGAGUCGCCGAGCUUGGAAGUGCUGCCCAGCAAAGAGCUCAUGCCGCCGACCACAAUGAUACCUCAGGAAUACACCAAGGACCUGGUCCUCGAGAUGACGUACAAUGCGAACGACAUCACCGACAUUCACCAGAGCAACAACGUGAGCAACGCUACGCAGGAGCGCCUGCAGGAGUCCAGCGAGGAGCCGGAGAUGCGCGACAACUGCUGCCAAACCAGGGAGAGCCUCUUCGAGCCGCGGAUGCCGGACGCGGUAGCGCCAUUGGGCUUCACGACCUUCGGCGUGCGUGCGCCCAGCUCUCAGAACGGGACCAAUCAUCACCAUUACCACCAUCACCAUCAUCAUCACCAGCAGCAGCAGCAGCAGCAGCAGCAGCAGCAGCAACAAAGCCUGCAACGGUCUCACCAGAGCGCUCAGCUGUCGCAGACGAGCUCCCAGCAGAGCUCGCAGCAGCAGACCUCUCAGUGCUCCGGCUGCAGUCCGGCAUCCCGUGGACGGGACGGCAGCAUGGGCAUCUGCCCGAAGCACAACCCGAUACCAGCGCCGCCAGGCUGGUCAACACACGAGUCCAGCUAUCCACUGCCCAUACCGCAGCCCGGCCAGUACCCGGAACAACUGGAUUACCCGUCGUACCAAAGGUUCCAAAGCCCCAAGCCCAGCAGGGAGCCUAGUGUCUAUCAACAGUCGCCGAAGCUCACGCGACAGACCACCGUGGGCUCCGGCGAGAGGUACGGCAGUUCCAUGUACGGCUCCGGCCAUGGUUCCAGCAACACCACCACGUCCAGCUCGCAGCACUCCGCCGGCACGCCGAAACGUCAGCCGCAGGCCGCGGCGGACCCGCGAUAUCGAGCGGAGGCGGUGAUCGAGGUGGACCAAAGGCGGCCGUUCAGCAUAGAGAGCACGAAGAGCGCCCCGGACGUGAUCGCGACGCACUGACGUCGGAGUCCUGGGGAUUGGGAGCCCUACAAGAGACGCCAUCCCCGUCAAAACGCGGACGAUCGUCAUCAGCUGACGACGGCGGCUCGCGGCAACAAUGGGAACAAAGUGACCGUCGCCACCCAGAGCUCCCUCGAUGACGACGCCUCGACGAGCUCCACCGUGGAAGCGAACUCCUCCUCCUGAUCCACGUGUCGC
Molecule: messenger RNA, 7863 nt
Organism: Harpegnathos saltator (Jerdon's jumping ant)
Lineage: Eukaryota; Metazoa; Arthropoda; Insecta; Hymenoptera; Formicidae
Gene: Neto
Product: Neuropilin and tolloid-like
Exons: 9
Coding region: 4858-7665 (935 amino acids)
Molecular function (GO): protein binding
Source: RefSeq, a predicted model, not a curated record